Messenger RNA from Aphanomyces astaci, 2071 nucleotides. RefSeq lists its product as hypothetical. NCBI's taxonomy places the organism in Eukaryota, Oomycota, Saprolegniomycetes, Saprolegniales, Verrucalvaceae. The coding region runs from base 33 to 1772 and encodes 579 amino acids. The record is from RefSeq and is a predicted model, not a curated record. The transcript has a single exon.
CGGAAUCGCUAUUUCCAAUUACAAACACAGCCAUGACUGCCGAUGGAGGUAGCGGCAGUGACCCCGCGCUGUGGAGUCCAAGCCAGGUGGUUGUGUGGAUGACUUCGUUCGAGGAAGGAAGGUAUGCACCACUCGUCACACAGUUGAAGUCGUUGUCAGGGCGGCAGUUGCUGGACCUCACUGAGCCGCAAUGGGUGCGGGUGCAACCCACAGCGCUCGCGUCUAGUUUACGAUACACGCUUCUCGGCAUGCACCAGGUGGCCACUGCUGCCCCACAAAGUAGCGUACGUGGUGAUUCGUCGACACUGGGGUCCGAAGGGAACUACCUCUCAGCGGGCUCUCCACGUUCCACAACCACAUCCCGCAAGAACAAGAAGAAGCAGAAGCCGACGUCUAGCAUCCCACCCUGCGAAUUUCCCCCGAUGCUCGCGCGUCCAAGCUGGAUCGUGAUUGUGUUCGUGUUGUUGCUGGGCGUGGGGGCAAUCUUGGUCUUUGUCGUGUUCAAGGACAAGUUGGUCGGCACCCAGUGGGACACGAAGCGCAUCCUCACGGUGGCGUCGAUCCCGCUGAUCAGUGUCGUGUUCACGUACGGUCACAUUUGGCUUGCUUUGUACAUGACGUUCUACCCGCUGGAAUACGUGGGCAUCAUGCAGUUUCCCGGGACAAACAUGGGUGUGUGCGGGUGGCAAGGCAUCGUGCCGUUCAAGGGCGAGAAGAUGGCGCGCAUGUCGGUUCGCAUCAUGACGUCGCAGCUUCUGGACGUGCGCGAAGUGUUUAGUCGCAUCGACCCGGCCCAAGUGGUCAAGGAGCUGGAGCCGAUUCUGUUUAGCACGAUCAAAGACAUUGUCGAAACGAUGGCCAACAAGUACAACCCGAGCUUAUGGCGCGUAUUGCCGACGUCGGUCAAGGACGAGAUCGUCGAAAAGGUCAAGGAGGACGCGCCCGUGCACAUUGAAGCCCUCAUGGGCGAGAUCAAGCACCACAUUGACGACGUCUUCGAUUUGGAGGACAUGGUCGUGACGCACAUGAUGAAGGACAAGCAGCUGCUCGUCAAUAUGUUUGUCACGUGCGGGUACCAGGAGCUGGCGUUCAUUCGCGACUCGGGCGCGACCAUGGGCUUCAUCUUUGGGCUGCUGCAGAUGGGGCUGUACCUGGUGUGGCCGUCGCUGACCAAGUACGUGACGUUCCCAGUGUUUGGGCUGCUCGUGGGCACGCUCACGAAUUGGCUGGCGCUCAAGAUGAUCUUUGAGCCGGUGAACCCCAAGAAGAUUCUAUGCAUCAAGCUCCAUGGGCUGUUUCUGCGGCGGCAGCAACAAGUCGCGGCCAUGUACGGCGAGAUGGUAUCGCGGGAUGUUUUGAACGCGCACAACAUCAUCGAAGCCAUCCUCAAGGGCCCAGCUAGCGACAGACUGUUUGAGCUCGUGUACGCGAACGUCCAGCAAGCCGUUAACUCUGGCGCGGCGGUGGCCGACCGCAUCGUGUCGAUUGGCAUUGGCAAGGACACGUUCGAGUCCAUCAAGGAUGACAUCACGGACCUGGUCGUGCAGAAGUUCCCCGACAGUCUGCGGCACAUUGAAGCGUACACGAUGGUCGCGCUGGACCUGAAUAAGACCCUUCGGGAAAAGAUUGGCCAGCUGAGCUUUCACGACUUUGAGCGGCUGCUGCAUCCCGUGUUUGAAGAAGAUGAGUGGAAACUUGUGCUCAUGGGGGGCGUGCUCGGCCUCGCGCUCGGGUUUAUCCAGACCACGUACGAACCUGACCAUGCGACGUAGUACCACUGAAUAUGUGACACAGUGGCUGGAUUUAUGUGUGGGUUUUAAUCGCACAAACGUUUAGUACACGUAGUUGUCGGUAUAAUUAUAACGGUGAAAGAUGAAGCAAAGUACCAACCAAUCAAAACACUCAAAAGCUCGGAACAAUAUAUCGGGAUUUUUUGUAUUUUAAAAAUAGUAUUUUCUACUACGUAGUACUUUUUGUUGUAGGAUUCGUCGGCGGUACCAAUUUCCAGUUCGUGGAAUCGAAUCCCGAAUCGAUAUGUGAUUGGCUAAUUCUCCUUUUGAAAUGGAUUGGA